Molecule: messenger RNA, 1680 nt
Organism: Neoarthrinium moseri
Lineage: Eukaryota; Fungi; Ascomycota; Sordariomycetes; Amphisphaeriales; Apiosporaceae
Exons: 3
Coding region: 1-1680 (559 amino acids)
Biological process (GO): transmembrane transport
Cellular component (GO): membrane
Molecular function (GO): transmembrane transporter activity
Source: RefSeq, a predicted model, not a curated record
AUGGCGUCCGAUGGACCCAACGCCGUGAGGUCAGGUGACCAUUGGUCUAGCUCGCCCCCUUCUAGCAAUGGGAUCGAUACGCCCAACACACAAGACCAUACAGUUAUGAGCACAGCGCCGUCAAGUAAUGCCGAUACUUCAGUCGCAUAUCCCAUCGACCGCGUAAGGUCCAAGGAAGAGAAUGGCUUCGACCACGAUGGCUCACACCCGGAGCAUCCGGAGGACGAGGAAAUGGAGGACGAUGACUUGGGACCUACGGCCACGCGAAUGAAUUCGACUGUCUCGAUUGCAGAGACCCUACCACUGUACCGGGAGAUCAUGUUCGUCACGGUCAUAUGUCUGGCCCAACUUUUCACGCAGGCCGGCCUCGGGCAGGCGAUUCCGAUUCUUCAUGUAAUUGGAGACAACUAUGGAAACCGAGAUGCGGGUGAUCUGUCAUGGUUCAUUGCCGGCUACAGUUUGACUGUUGGCACUUUUAUCCUUUUCGCCGGCAGGCUCGGUGAUACCUUUGGCUACAAGACGAUGUUCCUCGUGGGUAUGUCAUGGUUUUCUGUCUGGAGCAUGGGCAUUGGACCUGCCAUGUGUCUGCCAAAUGGACUGGCGAUCCUCGGCGCCACCUACGCGCCCGGUAGACGCAAGUCGUUGGUGUUUUCAGCCUUCGCCGCCACAGCGCCAGGAGGAUCCGUACUGGGCUCAUGCUUUGCCAGCUUGUUCGCCCUGGAGUGGUGGCCCUGGGCAUUCUGGUGUUUCUCUAUCGUUCUAGCUGCCACUGCUGUCGUCGGGUACUACGCUAUCCCGCCAUGCCCGUCCUCGCACCACGGGGAAGUUCCCCCAACUUGGAAGGGGAAAUUGAAGUGCCUCGAUCUCCCAGGUGCCUUUACCGGGAUCACGGGCCUCAUUCUGUUUAACUUUGCCUGGAACCAAGCACCUAUUGUUGGCUGGCCUACCCCUUACGUCUACGUGACAAUGAUCAUCGGCAUUCUGUUUGUGGUGGUCUUCUUCAUCAUCGAGAUCAAGUUCACCGAGACGCCUCUCCUCCCGUUCCAUGCCUUGUCGGCAGAUGUUUCCUUCGUACUUGGGGCCGUGGCCUGUGGCUGGGCUUGCUUUGGAAUCUGGUUCUGGUACACUUGGCAAUUCUUUGAAGAGAUCCGAGGCGCAAGCCCCCUCUUGUCCACCGCCUGGCUCUGUCCCGUCGCGAUUUCGGGACUCUGUGCUGCGGCAUUCACUGGCCUUUUGAUCCACCGUCUCGGACCAGCGGCCGUGAUGACCGCCUCUCUCUGCGCUUUUUUUGUGGGCACAACGCUGAUGGCGACGGUUCCGGUCGAACAGACGUAUUGGGCGCAGACUUUCGUCUCUAUGAUCAUUCAGCCAUGGGGCAUGGAUAUGAGUUUCCCGGCCGGAACCUUGAUUUUGUCCAACGCUGUGUCAAGGCGGCAUCAAGGUAUUGCGGCCAGCCUUGUCAACACUGUGGUCAACUACAGUAUUGCCCUAGGACUGGGUUUCGCCGGCACUGUCGAGUACCGGGUCAACAAUGGUGGCCACACGCUUGAGGAUAAGCUGAAGGGGUACCGCGGUGCAUACUAUAUGGGUAUGGGCAUCGCGGGUCUCGGAAUUGUCGUUUGUGUCGCUUUCUUGUUCAAGUCGCACAUGAAACCGUCAAAGAAGCAGGAGAAGGCUUAG